CCUUGCAGGAGUAACGAGUGCUCUCCCCAGUGGGCUCCUGGUGGCAGAGCUCCCAGCCCUCACUUAGGCACACCUGUGCAAGAAGCAGAAGCAGAGAGGACAAAAGACAUAGGCUCAGAGGCCCCGCCCUGUCUGCAGGGGAAGGCCCAGGAUCUGCCUGCCUCAGCAAGGCCACAAUGAACCUGGGAUCCUCUUUCAGGCACUUGCUCCUGCUGCUGCAACUGGCGCUUCUCCCAGCCAUCACUCAAGGAAAAGAAGUGGUGCUGGGUAAGGCAGGAGACAAAGCAGAGCUGCCCUGCCAGGCUUCCCAGAAGAAGAGCAUGAGCUUCAGCUGGAAAUAUUCUGGGAUCAUGGUUCUGAGAUCUUCGAACUCCUUUCCGGCAUCAACAUUCUUGAUGAUAGGUUCCUCCUGGCUGAAAACACGUGUUGAAUCAAAGAAAACCCUAUGGGACCAAGGAUCCUUUCCUCUGGUCAUCAAGGAUCUUGACAUGAAAGACUCAGGGAUUUACAUCUGUGAAGUGGAGGACAAGACAAAAGAGGUGGAAUUGCUGGUGUUCAGAUUGAAUGCUGAUUUGGACAUCCGCGGUGGCAGCAUCCACCUGAUGCCUGGGGAGAGACUGACCCUGACCUUGGAGAGCCCGCCUGGUAGCAACCCUUCAAUAGUAUGGAAAGGUCCAGGGAGUAAAAAGUAUAAUGGGGACAAGAGCCUCUCACUGUCCCAGCUAGGGUGGCAGGAGAGUGGUACCUGGGAAUGCAUCGUCUCCUACAGCAAGAAGACACUGGUGCUCAGCAUAAACAUCUUGGUGCUGGCUAUCCGGAAGGUCUCCAACACAGUCUAUGCAAAAGAGGGGGAGAAGGUGGAGCUCUCCUUCCCACUUACCUUUGAAGAUGAAAACCUGGAAGGUGAGCUGAGGUGGCAGCCGGAGGGGACUGCCUCCCUUCAGUCCUGGAUCACAUUCUCCUUGGAUAACAAGAAAGUAUCUGUGAAGAAGGUUCACCCAAACUGCAAGCUCAAGAUGAAGGAGUCGCUCCCUCUCCUCUUCAGCCUGCUCCAGGCCUCGCCUCAGGAUGCUGGCUCUGGAAACCUGACCCUGUCUCUCAGAAAGGGGCAGUUGCAUCAGGAAGUGAACCUUGUGGUGAUGAGAAUGACUAAGUCCCAGAACCUUUUGACCUGUGAGGUGCUGGGACUCAGAUCCCCCAAGCUGACACUGAGCUUGAAGCUGGAGAACCAGACUGCGAAGGUCUCAGAACAGCAGAAGCAGCUAGUGGAGACGCCGGACCCUGAGGCAGGGACAUGGCAGUGUCUAUUGAGUGACGAGGACAAAGUCCUGCUGGAAUCCAAGACUGAAGUUCUGUCUGCAGGUUUCACUCAGGCCUGGCCAAAGCUCCUGGUCAUUGUGCUGGGGGGGAUCCUGGGCUUUCUGAUUUUCACCGGGAUCUGCAUCUUCUGCUGUGUCAAGUGCCGGCACCGCAAGCGCCAGGCAGAGCGGAUGUCUCAGAUCAAAAGACUCCUCAGUGAGAAGAAGACCUGCCAGUGCCCGCACCGGUACCAGAAAACUAGUCUCAUUUGAGGCACUUGGCCAGGGGGAGCUUCCUACUCGCAGCCUCCCCAGCUGUCUUGUCUGCAUCUCCUGAUGGGCUCCUGGGCCUGUGGACCAGAUGAAUGUAGCAGAUCCCAGCGCCUCUGGCAUCUCCUGCUCUCCUUGUCCACAGUUAGCCACUGGGUUUCCUCUUCCAGAGGCUUACUCAUACCACUGCUUCCCCAUUCCCUUUUCAGUCAAACUCUAACCCUUCUUCAAAUAUUUCUUCUCAAUUCUUUCCCUCACUGCCCACUUGGAUCCCAGGGGAGCAUGCAGGACUGGCCAGGCUGGGUAUCUGAAGCAUGAAGCACAGGACUGUCACGUUACAGGAGGGAACCCGGGAACCAGAGAGGGCAGGGACUAGUUAGUCCAAGAUCACACUGUCAAGGACAGAUCCAGAUAUAAAGACUCUUGACUGCCAGCCUCCACUGUUCCAUUCUGCCACACACCCAUGCACACAGCCCAUACUUGUACACAGACACAAUUCUUUAUCUCCCAAGCAGCACACUCAGUUUAUACACCAAGUCAGAUUCACACAGCUGGUAAAUGCUGGAAGCAGGACUGGCCCCAGCCUCUUGACUCCUAAUUCUACUGCUGUUUCUCGAAUACAGGAACAAACAUGACACAGAUCUCUGCAGCUUGGCUAGUCACAGAUGCUCAGUAUGUACCUUAGGAUUUAAUGGAGCACACCACCACCACAGGGCCUGCCUCCGAGAGUUCAGGAACAUGUAGGAGGGCCUCCCUGCCUGAAAUCAUUCCUUCAUCACCUGCUGGUGGCAGAAUCCUGUUGCCACAGGACACAGCCUUCAGCUCGCCUAAUCAGAGCACAGGCCCUGUGGGAGAGAGCACCCAGGGACUCUCCACUCACCUUGUGCAGAACCUCUGGAAAGUGAGCUCUGCCAGGAGUCGAGGGUAGGGCACUGGCCUGAGAGUGAACCCUCUGGGAGGACCUCCUGUGAAGGGUGAUAGUGCUGGACCUCAGUCCCCCUGCUCUGCACCCUCCUUCAUCCCUCUACCAGACCAUUCAGGCAGGACAGGAACAUUGAGGUUGCGAGCAUGCUUCCUAUCUUCUUGAUCCAUUUCCUUCAGACUCCCUGGCCUCCUCUGCCUCUCUUCCCAUUCCCUUCUCACCAUCUCCCUCAGUCCCUAUGCCCUUUCCCUUGCUUUCCAGCUUUCCUCUUCCAAGAACACUCCAUUGCUUGCUUAGUAUUCCUGCCCACUCCCCACCCCUGCCUCCCUGAGCUGACAGAAAAAUACAAUAAACUUACUCUAAAGAAGAUGCUCUUCUCCAUAUUUGUGUGUGUGUGUCCCUGCAUCCUUUUAGACCUGUGUAUCCCCAGCCCACAGGCAGCCCAUCUUCGGCACUACUGCCCCUCACUCCCCAUAACCUCCAGCAAAUGCCCCUCCCAGCUACGCCCUAGGCACAGCCCUCACAGAUACACACAGUGACACACUGUGACACACGCUUCCCCCUCCCAGAACAGCUAGCUCCUCAAUCCCCGAACCACCAGCUGCCUCUUGGAGUCUGUGUUCGUGUUGAAAAAGGCAUGGGGUGGGGGUAGGACACGAACCAUUUCACCAAUGAAGCCGGUUCCCCUCCAUCCUCCUCGUCCCUCCCUCUCGGCGCCUUCCUCGCCCCUCCUUCUGCAAGUCAGCACCGUCCAGUUACCCGCCCUACACUCGUCCCCCUUCCCUCCCGAAAAGCCUUCCUUCAGCCCCUGACCCAGGGCUCGCGGGCUGGACGACUCAGGCAGACAGGGGCUGGGGGAGCCCCGGGGGGCAAAGACGGAUUGCGCGGCGGGCUGAGCGGGGAGUCUAGGACAGA
Messenger RNA from Pteropus alecto (black flying fox), 3405 nucleotides. Its product is annotated as probable G-protein coupled receptor 162. Gene Ontology annotation, molecular function: MHC class II protein binding; G protein-coupled receptor activity; coreceptor activity. Gene Ontology annotation, cellular component: external side of plasma membrane; membrane raft. NCBI's taxonomy places the organism in Eukaryota, Metazoa, Chordata, Mammalia, Chiroptera, Pteropodidae. The transcript has 10 exons. Gene Ontology annotation, biological process: positive regulation of ERK1 and ERK2 cascade; cell adhesion; G protein-coupled receptor signaling pathway. The record is from RefSeq and is a predicted model, not a curated record. Bases 177 to 1571 code for a protein of 464 amino acids.